Molecule: messenger RNA, 696 nt
Organism: Parnassius mnemosyne (clouded apollo)
Lineage: Eukaryota; Metazoa; Arthropoda; Insecta; Lepidoptera; Papilionidae
Source: the annotation of a GenBank genome assembly
AUGCCUACUACUUUAAAUGAACAGCAGGAAACCAUUAGGAAAUUUCGCAGUAUUGCUAAUUUUCCUACAGUAAUUGGCGCAAUUGACUGUACUCACAUACGAGUAAAGAAAGUGAAUGCUGAUGGGGGUCAGUUAUAUAUUAAUAGAAAAGGAUUUUCUUCAAUUAAUGUACAGGUGGUUUGUGACGCUGACCUGAAAAUCAUGGACAUUGUUACCAGGUGGCGUGGUAGUGUACAUGACUCCAGAAUAUUCCGAGAAUGUAGACUAAAACAGAGGUUUGAGGCUGGUGCAUUCUCUGGAAUAUUACUUGGUGACAGUGGCUAUCCUUGUACCCCUUACCUAUUUACACCGCUGCUGAACCCCACAACACCACAAGAAGAAAGAUAUAAUAGGAGCCAUAUCCGUACCAGGAACACAGUGGAAAGAUGUUUUGGUUUGUGGAAGCAACGGUUUCGUUGCCUAUUAAGAGGUAUGUUUGGAGAUAUUGAAACAGCAAAAAAAACAAUUGUUGCAUGUGCUGUACUACACAAUAUGGCCAUCGACAUGAGAGAAGAUGUGUUUUCUGGUGAGAGAGAUAGCAUUGAACAAUAUUCAUCUGAACCUAUAGUACAAAGAUAUAUUGCACCAUCAAUAAGGGGAAAUAUUAGAAGAAGACAGUUUAUUGAAACUCAUUUUCAAGAUAAUACCCAUUUAUAA